Messenger RNA from Macrobrachium nipponense, 2000 nucleotides. Its product is annotated as trithorax group protein osa-like. The record is from RefSeq and is a predicted model, not a curated record. NCBI's taxonomy places the organism in Eukaryota, Metazoa, Arthropoda, Malacostraca, Decapoda, Palaemonidae.
UGUGGUCCGUCUCCAGGGUCAUUUCGGCAAUGGCGUAUAAAAGCUCAAAUCACGUUCAAGAUCGGUGCAUUUUCCUUCUUACUGCGUCACAAGUACGAGCUCGAGAAUGGGAUACAAACUCGUGUUACUGGCGUGCCUAGCGGCAAUUUCAUGGGGUCAAGAUGCAACUGAAGCACCACUUGAUGAUUUGGAGACAACUCCAAGCACAAACACCUCAACGACCACUUCUGUCCCUAUUCUGAGGCAAAUCAACAAAGUCAAUGACGAUGGUACUUACACUUACGGAUUUGAAGCGGCUGAUGGCACCUUCAAGAUUGAAACCAGGGAUAAUGAAGGAAAUGUCAAGGGUAAAUACGGCUUCAUCGAUGAGUUUGGAGAGCUGAAGAUUGUAGAAUAUACUGCUGGUAAUGGUACUGGCUUUGAGGCAGAUUCAGAUCUCUUGCCGCAGUCUGUAACUCCUCUUCCUGUUCCUGCAAUCCCUCAAGAACUUCCCAGAAUUCCAUCUCUUCCUCCGAGGCCUCGUUUCCCUCAAAGAACUCCCACUCAGUUUGGUGCUCCUCAGUUCACACAACAACAAUUUGCCUCGUCACAACCCGAACCUCAGUUUUCUCCUCGACCUCGACCAUUCGGACGCUCGAAUCCCCAGCAUUCCCCUCGACCUCAGCCCCAGCCUCAGCUCAUUUCACAACCAGAAACUGAGACGCCACCAUCUAGGUUCAACAGCGCUCGUCCUCGUCCUGAGCCACAGUUACCUCGCCCUGCUUCCUCUGGGCGGCCACAGCCACCAGUAUUUUCGCCUGGACCACAAACUUCCGUUCAUCAACCCUUCCCUCAUCAAUCCCAGUUCCCAGGUCAACAGUUCCCUCCACAACCACAGUUUAAUCCCCAGCAAUUUCCCCACCAACCACAAUUUCCUCCACAACAAUUUCCUCAACAGCCACAGUUUACACAACAACAAUUUCCUCAACAAUCCCCAUUCUUCAAUCAACAAUUCCCACAACAGCAACCUCUUCCUCAGCGACCACAGCGUCCAGUCAAUAUUGCUUUAGAUGGUUUUUCUGAAGACAGGAACCAGGAUGGUUUUGUUGAUGGAUCACCAGAGGAAGCUGCUAAAGGGAAUCCUAUAAAUCCUAUUGUACCUCACGGUACAUCCCUCUUGCCAGCAGGAACUCCUCUCCCUAAACCUUCUGUGCAAAAUCAUCCAGUUCAACCACAAACUCAGCAACCAUUCUUACCACAACAACCACAGUCACCAUUUGCACCACAACAACCACAGUCACCAUUUGCACCACAACAACCACAGUCACUGUUUAUACAACAACAACAACCACAGAAUCCCUUCUUCUCAAACCAGAUUCCACAAGGCUUUAAUAGAUUUGCAACUCCUCAACCUCAGUUGUUCCCUAGCCAGACGCAGUUGCCUCAGCUGACUCCUCAGCAGAUCCAGCAAAUUCGUCAGCAACAGCUGCUGCUUGCUGCCCAACAGGGACAGUUCCCUCAGGGGCAGUUCCCUCAGGGACAGUUCCCUCAGCAACAGUUUCCUCAGCAACAGUUUCCUCAGCAACAGUUUCCUCAGCAACAGUUCCCCCAACAACAGUUUCCCCAACAGCAGUUUGGUCAGCAGUCCUUUAUCCCUCAACACUUUUCAGACCCAAGAUUUGCUGCCCAGCAAUUUGAAGGGCAGCAGUUGCCUGCUUUGUUCGGUGGUCAGCCAUCUGUGCCCCAGCAGUUCACACCUCGUCUCCGACCUCAGCAGCCAGUGAGGGGAUUGAGGUCAAGGCCUGCCUCCCCACCAAGAACUCUGCCAGCUUCAUCGACACCUGUGCAGACCAAAAAACCUGCAACUAGUACCGUUGAGCCAUAAGAGAUGAUGCUUGUGACACCUUUUAGCUAUUUAUGUUCAUGACCUUCGUUCAAAAAUGGUUCUUUGGUAGCUCAUUUUGGGUGUCUUCCUGUAUAUAGACUGUGAUAAAUGACACUGUAAAUAAAAUGUUCUUCCA